AUGACGCCUAGCGUUGCUUCAUAUCCCACACCCGCAACGAAUAAAACUUUAGCAGUGGUCGACAUCCUUGAGGUCAUCUUCGGAGCCUGUCUUGCUUUGGAUAUUUCGGUGGAAUGGCGGAGCCACGUUCGGCAAAAGAUGGUCCUUGGGACGAUUUGCAUGUGCUGGAAAUUCGCCUUGGAGUCACUUCCCGCCUUGUGGUCGCACAUAAUUCUGGUCCCGCGAAUGCCUCAGUAUUACAUCGACAAGGUUUUUCGACUUGCCAAGGCUGCUCCGAAACGUUUGCGCAUCGACCUUGACCUUGACCUGGACUCGGAAUUGGAUACCAUGUUUUUGUCUUCGAUUGCCGCUCUGCUGGUUGUCAAAGCGGAGACAGUCACUCAUAUCUCCGUUCAAUAUAUUUCCUAUUCCGCCUGGAACACAUUUGUCGACCACCUAUCAGCGGCCAGUCCUCAACCCCGCUUUCUCUCGCUCAGAUCCUUCUAUGUGACUUCUCCUACCGCCCUGCACAACCAACUCGGAGAUGCCGUCCCACAUUCGUUUCCGGAUCUCGCAGCAAACCUCCAAGACCUUUAUCUCGACGGAUUGCCUCCGUCGUCGUUUGUCGUUGGUCCCAACCUGAUAUCGAUGGCCCUAACAAACCUUUGCUUGGCCGAGGACGAUACGGCUUCUUUCACUUUCGCUACGACUUUGCUGGACUCUCUUCGUCAAACUCCCCAUCUCGAAACGCUUUUCAUUGCUGUGGAUGAGUCCUUCACAUACCAGCCUGCGCCCCACCAACCAGUCGUUCUGCCUUGCCUACACACCCUAUCCUUUCUUUGCAACAUGCCCUUUCCACAUCACUGCGGUUCCCUGACUUCCCUCAUCCAUCUUCCGAGACUACACAGUCUCUCAUUGCAUCUGGCCAGUGUGCAUAAUACCAACAGGUUCAUCUCGGUCAACGGGACCCACCUUUCGAACAUUGUUGUGCUGCGUCUCAUCGGCGAUAUUUCGGUCUAUAUUGAGCUAGCUGAUGGUCCAGCAAAGCUCUUGUCCUCGUUGACAGGGAGCAGGCUUCGUCAUUUGGACUUCCUUGGGACAGACAGGCUCUUUUCCUUCGACAUUGAACAAAAAAUUUUUGUUCAAACGCAAUUCCUUGAAAUUCUCGCGCAUACACUUUCUCUUCCGAAUGUUCGCCUUGUGGUCAUACCGCCAUUAUUCUGGCCCCCACGUCCAGCCUCGCAUGCAAGCUUGAUCAGGUCCUUGCUGGAGCCUGUUGCAAUGCAGGCCGAACCGAAACGCAUCCUCGAGGAACAUGCAUUAUGCCUUAGCAUGGACAACGAUCAUUCGAAUUGUGGUCGUAUGUGGUCCUGGGACGACUGUGGACUUGCAUGCGUAAACCAAACCAGUCAUUAUUGA
This is a messenger RNA of Mycena indigotica, 1398 nucleotides long. RefSeq lists its product as uncharacterized. The coding region runs from base 1 to 1398 and encodes 465 amino acids. The transcript has a single exon. The record is from RefSeq and is a predicted model, not a curated record. Lineage: Eukaryota; Fungi; Basidiomycota; Agaricomycetes; Agaricales; Mycenaceae.